This is a messenger RNA of Melampsora larici-populina 98AG31, 420 nucleotides long. RefSeq lists its product as uncharacterized. The transcript is spliced from 2 exons. The record is from RefSeq and is a predicted model, not a curated record. Bases 1 to 420 code for a protein of 139 amino acids. NCBI's taxonomy places the organism in Eukaryota, Fungi, Basidiomycota, Pucciniomycetes, Pucciniales, Melampsoraceae.
AUGUCACCAAGUAGCAUUGAAAACACCGCGGCACGUUUAAACUCCUUAAACUCGACAAGUGGAAACAUGGCAAACCCUACAGACGCCACCACAAGCGUGUCAAAUACGCAAACCAAAAACACUAGCGAUACGGGUAACACAGAGCCACCACGGGAAAAAGGACCAGAUGAUCCCAAUAAACAAAAAAGCCAAGGUAAGCAAAUUCAGGCAGUGCGAUCAGUCACAAAUCUAAAAGACACUGACGAAAAACCACUAUUGAAAUUUGAUGCGAUAUCGUCAGAUACAUCGAAAGAUAAAGAACAACCACAAGGAAAUAGUGAAGCUGAAAAAGAGAUGAGAAAAGAUCAAUCAUCAGCAGACAAAUCCACGAUCAGUCACAAAACAAACAUCCUGACAAAGGAAAUGGAACAGGUAAGAUAA